GUGAGAUUAUUUUACAUCCCUAUAAUUAUUUUGAAAUGUUGUACUUCAUAUUGCAUUCAGUAGAAAGUGAGUUUUUGUAUGUUUGUUUCUGUAGGCUGUGCUCUCUAUGGUGAUAAACAUGUAGAUAUCACAGGAUACAAAGGUGGUUCAGUGCUGUUACCCUGCUCCUGCUUUAACCUGCACACCAAACCUCAGAUAUUCACCUGGGGGUCCUACAGAACAGGACGUCCGACAGAAGUGUUAAAUGAUGAACGCUACCGUGGCAGACUUCAGCUGUUUAAUCACAAUUCUCCAGGUAAUCUGUCUCUGCUCAUAUCUGACCUGAGAGAAGAGGAUGCGGUAGACUACAGGUGCAGGAUUGAGAAGGAAUACAGAGACAUCAAGCUUCAUGUUAAAGUAGGAAUAAGAGAAACUUCAACACACUCGAGGAAAAAACACACAACACCUCCAUCAGAACCGCCUCAGAGUAAAACAACAAACUCUCCACCUGCAUCAUUCUCAACAACACUGGAACAAGUAGGAAGAAGAGAAACUUCAACACACUCGAAGAAACCAGACACAACAACUCCAUCAGAACCGCCUCAAAGUAAAACAACAAACUCUCCACCUGCAUCAUCCCCAACAACACUGGAACAAGUUUUUUGCGUGAAGAUGUGAAGAUUGGGUCUGAUGUCACUGUAGGUACUACUGUUAUUUACACUUACUACUCUACUGACCCACAUUAACACAGCCGGUGCAGCAGAUCACCACUGGACAGAAAACUGAAUAUAGCAGCAUUAUAACAAACUAAUCCAGAGUAAAUAUAGACACAUUCUCAGAUAUUAUAGAAUAAUGCUGAAAACAUAUAUUAAAUACACUCUAUGGCCAGCACGGGAUUCACAAUAUUGACUUUUUGUGAUUUUUAUACAUUUUACAAUUAAAUAUCAGAUUCAGGCAUAAACAUGUGUGUUACAUUUACUUAUGUUAGCUAAGUGUAUUGUUCUGCAUUCAUUGUUUAUCAUUAAUUGCUGAUGGAUGAUCUCGCUAAUUAUAUUUUGAGUGUACGUGUCAUUUUAUAUCUUAUGUGUACCAUACUUAUAUCAGGUUAAGAAAUGAAAGCUCUAGAAGGCUGUUGUCAUCAUGCUGUUUUGUGUAAGAAGACUGCUAUAGAAGUUCUUGUUUGUGACUUUAUUGACUGGGUAAAAA
Messenger RNA from Ictalurus furcatus (blue catfish), 1185 nucleotides. RefSeq lists its product as uncharacterized. The record is from RefSeq and is a predicted model, not a curated record. Gene Ontology annotation, biological process: negative regulation of T cell proliferation; immune response; cell surface receptor signaling pathway. NCBI's taxonomy places the organism in Eukaryota, Metazoa, Chordata, Actinopteri, Siluriformes, Ictaluridae. The transcript has 5 exons. Bases 79 to 657 code for a protein of 192 amino acids. Gene Ontology annotation, cellular component: external side of plasma membrane.